AUGCUCAGACCCAAAAUUUCCAGAUUUACCCUGAACCUUCAACACCAUGCAGUGAGAAAGGCCAUUGUAACACAAAACCUCAGUCCUGCGCCUAAGGCCUUUCAGCGGGUAGUCUUGGACGAUGGUCUUCUGCCAGGGGAGCCGAUCACCUCCGAGUGCCCACAUCAUGUGCGCUACAGCCGGGAUGUGGCCGACAAGGUGGAGGAUUUCAUCGUCCCAGAGCAGCUGCGCAUGACGCGACGGCACCUGCGAUCGCUCUUCAGCUUGGUGGAGAUGGAGAAGUACGGUGUCAUCACGAAGUUCAUGGCGCUCCAUGAAUGGGAGAGGCUUGAAACGCUGUACCAAAGGGGCUGGAGCAGUCCGCGUGCAAUGCUCGAAUGGCCAAAGGAGAGCUCUUCUGAUGUCGUGGAGAAGUAUACCGGCAGCCGCAUUGCAUUCUUUUUCCACUUCUAUGAUCUCUUCACCAGGUGGAUGGUCUUCCCCGGCUUCUUGAGCGUGGCCCUGAUGCUCUACCAGCUGUGCAGCGCGGAACAUGAAGAGUUGAUGAGAAGCAUCGUGGGAGGUUUGAUCUGCAUUUGGGCCACGGUCUUCCUGGCCCGCCACGAGCAGCUACAGAACUUGAAGAAAGUGCGAUGGGGACUUUCUGGCACUGUGAGCGAAGUCGCGAAUGUGCGGCGGCAGUUCAGCGACCCAUAUCGGGGUACCAUCAAAGAGUCGUUGCAGAACCUCUUCCAUUGGCUUCUGGUGUUUCUGGUCUUGGGGCGCCUCAUGUUCAAGUUCCCGAUGGAUCGUCGAGAAUAUGUGGUGGACUUGGUGUGGACUCCUCUCUCGACCUGGCUGAGCAAGAAGGAAAAUCACCGUACCGAGAUGGAUCUAAAGGCGGCAAUGGCUGUGAAGCUGUUUUCCGUGAAGUUCGUCAUCUUCUACUAUCCCUUCGUUCGCUUCCUGUUAGUUCAGCCGUUUACGACGGAAGGGUGUCCGGGCGAUUCUGGGAUGGAAGGAUGCAUCGAGGUCUUGAAGGCAGACCUGAAGGUCUUUUUUGUCACGCAGGUGAUCAGUGAGUUUCUCGAGAUCCUCUCCGCCUUGGCAAUGCUGAAAUGGAGCAUGUCGUCCGAAGUGGCGUCGAAGAAGCAACGAGCGGAGCAGAACGCCAGCCAGACGCAAGGUUCUCCAGCUGAGCAGAUGCUCUCCUACAUCGAGGUUCAGGGGAUGCUCUACGAGUACGAUGAGACAGAGGAGAUUGCCGACUACAUGCAAAUCGUGACGAACUACGGCUUCAUCGUGAUGUUCGGAGCGCUUUGCCCUUCGAUUUGCCUCCUAUGUUUCUUUGCAAACUUCCCCAUCAAGAAGCUGAUUGCCUUCAAGUUCUCCUACGGCCUGAGGAGGGUGGUGCCGCAAACACAGGACGGGAUUGGCUCCUGGGCCGGCAUCCUACGCUUCGUCACCUUCAUCGGCAUCACUUUGACCUGCUACGUGGAGGUGUUCGUAUACAAUGUGUCCUUCAUGGGCAUUUGGGAUCUCUCCGCUAUGGGCCCUGGCUUGCAGCUCUUCACUUUCGUCGUGGUGGAGAGG
Molecule: messenger RNA, 1572 nt
Organism: Symbiodinium sp. CCMP2456
Lineage: Eukaryota; Dinophyceae; Suessiales; Symbiodiniaceae
Source: the annotation of a GenBank genome assembly